CACUUGUUUUUGCCGGCGCGCGUGUUGAUUUUUUGCUCAGCUGUUGUUGUUGCUGUUACGCCUGCUUGGAUUUGGAUUUGUUGAAUACUUUUGGGAAGUAUUCACUUUGGCAAUAGCCAUGCUACGAACACAGCUCUUGCAGAAUGUGUGCUGGCGCGUCUCAUUGCGGGCUGCUGCACAAAGAGCUGCAACGUCGACGGCGACGCCAACGUCGCAUGGAUGUCUGCGUUAUGCAAUGACAAUGGCCAGGAACAGGAGCAGGACGACGCUGCUGCCAAGCGUGAGUAGCUGCAGUAGCUAUGCCACCACAGCUGCCUCCACACGAACCUCAACGCACAAGAAACGCACAGGCAAAUCCGGAGGCAGUGUGGAGCACACAGUUAAAGUCAGUGUCGAGGAUCUGUGGACACAGCUGGAGACGUACUACAAGCAACACAGUGUCUUCCGCUUCGAGCACUGCGAGCGUCUGCUGCAGCAGCUGGAAUCGACUGCGACUGCUGCCUCAGAACCUUCUCCUCCUUCUCCGCUCAAUGCAGCCCAGCUGCAUUUCCUGCUGAGUUCCUGUGUGCCGGAACUGCUGCCCGUGCAGACGAGCCGGGAGCGAUUGUUGCUCUUCCGCCGCAUAUGGGCACAGCUGCUGAAGGUGGAGCAGCCGACGCUGUCUCAUUAUCACACACAGCUGCAGAUGCUGCGCCAGAAUCAGCUGGCAUUGCCAGAUCAUCGGGCGCUGCUCGCCGAGAUUGCCACCUACAAUGGAGCACCGGAUGCGUCUUUAUAUAGUGCCAUGCUGGAUGUGGCCGGGGCAAGCGGCAAUAUGCGGCAAGCCACCGAACUGUUGGCUGAAAUGCGGCAACUCAACUUUGCCCUCACCGAGGGCAACUUUCAUGCCCUGCUCCUGGGCCAUGCCCGCAGUGGAGAUCUGCCUGGCGUGAAGAAUGUGCUGAACAGCAUGCUGGCCGCCAACAUUCCUCCCUCGGUCAGCACCCAAGCCCUGUGUGUGGUCUCCUAUGUGGAGAAUGGUCAGAUGGACAAGGCACGCGAUCUUCUCAAGCAGCAUGCGGAUCAGUUCAAUGCGCCGCAGCUCCUGCAAAUGCUGCGAGCUGUGCUCAGCUGUCAGCAGGUGGACACUCAGCUGAUGCAACAGCUGGUUGCACAGCUGCCCAAGGAGUAUGUGAAUGACGUGGAUGUGCCGCCGGCAAUCAACAGUCUCUGCAUCCAGCUGCUGCAUCGGGAGCAGGCUGAGCUGAUGAUCCAACUGGUGGCGAUGUUGCCAUCUCCCAGCUACAACGAGAACCAGAACAUCGAUGGCUAUGCCUCCUUGCUGCUGCACGAACUCUUCCGCGCCCACACGCCCCUCGACCAGAUGCUCCAGUUUGCCGGCCAGCUGCGGGAACGUGGCCAAAACACCCGCGCCCUGCAGGUGCUCACCGAGCUGGCGCUGCGUCGUCAGCCGUCGGUGGCACUGAGCUGCCUGGAGGCAUUGAGUGCGGCUGGGGAGCCACUGCGUCCGCAUUACUUCUGGCCUCUGCUGCUGCACCACCACAAGCGGGAGGGCGAGAGUGGCGUGCUGCGUGUGCUGGCCGAGAUGCAGCGACUGCGGGUGGAGUGCGAUGAGCCAACGUUGCGUCUCUAUGUGCUGCCCAAUCUGUGGCAGACGUUGCAACAGCCACGCCAGGCACUGCAGCAGCUGGACGAUGUGGGCGUGCGUGCCUCGCAGACGAUGGCCCAUGUGCUCAUCCAACUGCUGCAGCAGCAGCAGGUGUCGCCGGCACUGGAGCUGCUGCAACUGUAUCCGACACGGCUGCAGCUCUCGACGCUGGUGGCACCACUGGCCGCACUGGCUGUGCACCUGCGUGCCACAAAGCGUUACGCAUCCUUUGCCCAGCUGACGCAGGCGCUGCAACAACGAUCCCUGCAACGCCAGGAGGACUUUGUCGGUGCGCUGCUGCUGCAGAUGUGUGCGGCACAGUCGCGUCUGCGCCAGGAGCCGGACUCCCUGCUGCGCUUCCUCCACGAACUGCAGCGACACGAGCUCAAGGUGUCCCCGACAGCGGCGGAGUCGCUGCUCAACAUGGCCACCAACUGUGAUGUGGACACACGACAAUCGAUUGCCAAGACGCUGCAAAAGAUGCGGAAUGCAGAGCUUACUCUGCCACCAGAUGCCGUUGCCAGCGGUGGUUUCAUUAAGCAUCCCCGCGACAUGUCCCUGGACGAGCUGGAGUGUCAUCUCAUUGAGCUGGAGGCGAAGCAACUGAAUACACGCGGCGUACUCCGUCGCCUCCUCCAGCUGAGUGUGCGGGAUGGUCGUCUCGAGCGUGCCCUCGAGCUGCAAGCCAAGUGUGAGGCGCUGCAUGUCCAGAUCAGUCCCGGCAUGCUGGCCGCCAUCCUCGAUCUGCACAUCAAGCUGAAGAAUCUGACGCGUGCCGAGCAGAGUCUGCUGCGUCUGCAGAAAACCUAUCCAGGCUUCCAGAUAGACGAGCACAAGCUGAUUGACUAUGCCGCCUUGUUGGUGCAUCAUGGCCAGCUGGAUGAGGCCAAGCAGCUGCUGCAACGUCGAGCGGAACAGCAGCGGAUCAAUGGCGGCGACUAUGUGAUCAAGAACGUCUGGCAGCUGCUCAACAAUGUUGCCCAAUUGGCCGCCAAGGAGCCGCUUCCCGAGUCCGGUCGCACCAGCACAUUUGAAAUGUUCGAAUUCCUGCGCAAACUUGGCUAUUGCCAGGCACACAAUGCGCUCCUGGGUCCCGUGCUGCGGGAGUGGCUGCUGCGCGGGGAUCUGGACGGUGCUGUGGCGGAAUUUCAACGACUUGCCACACGCCACAAGCACACGCCGUUGCAGUUCGAGUUGAUGUCGCUGCUGGUGAAGUUGAGCAAUGGCGAUGAGGCGACACUGGCACGCUUUCCAGCCACAACCAAGGAGUCCGCCCAACAGCAUCUGGCGAAUGUGACGGCGACAGUUACCCGUGUCCAUGGGGCGGUCAACAUGAAUAGCGCCUUGCUGCUGGCACUUGCCGAAUCCGGCACUGAGACGCAGCUACGUCGUCUCAUUAUUAAUCCAGAGUUCCGGCUGAAUCACGAGCAGCUGCUCAAGAAUUGUGAGCACCUGGGGCAGGAGGGCGCCGUUCGCACCUUGCUGCGCCUGGCGAGGGGUGCUCGUGGACUUCAACGGUCCAUCGAUGAGCAGCGCAUCUACGACAUGCUCCUCAAUCAGUUUGUCAAGACCAACAACUACGAGGGAGCACUGGAUCUAUACGAUCGCCUGCAGGCUGACGAUGAGCUGAAGGUUUCACAGGACUUUGUCCGUAAUCUUGUGCAGCUGCUGCAGGUCAACAAUGUUGAGAUUCCCAGCAGCAUUGCACUGCGCGCUCAGAUCAGAUAGUAAGGCAUUUCUAGUUAUCAGUUCAAUUCUGUUAUUAUAUUGUUUAUAUUAACUACUUAUUAGUAAAUUUACAACUUUUAAUAUUUACGAGUA
Drosophila innubila is the source of this 3469-nucleotide messenger RNA. It is a transcript of the gene Lrpprc2, whose product is annotated as leucine-rich PPR motif-containing protein, mitochondrial. Gene Ontology annotation, molecular function: protein binding. Bases 119 to 3376 code for a protein of 1085 amino acids. NCBI's taxonomy places the organism in Eukaryota, Metazoa, Arthropoda, Insecta, Diptera, Drosophilidae. The record is from RefSeq and is a predicted model, not a curated record. The transcript has 2 exons.